Neocloeon triangulifer is the source of this 1004-nucleotide messenger RNA. RefSeq names its product brachyurin-like. Bases 44 to 886 code for a protein of 280 amino acids. The record is from RefSeq and is a predicted model, not a curated record. Gene Ontology annotation, molecular function: serine-type endopeptidase activity. Lineage: Eukaryota; Metazoa; Arthropoda; Insecta; Ephemeroptera; Baetidae. The transcript has 6 exons. Gene Ontology annotation, biological process: proteolysis.
CAACACUUCACGCUAAUGAGAUUAAUCAAUCAACUUGAGAGAGAUGAAGAUCAUCCUAACAAUCUUGGCUCUGGUCGCCUCCACACAGGCUUUGCCUCUGUGGUCAAUCCUCAGCCACCGAAACCUGAUCAAUCCAGUUUUCAAAAAAGCGUUUUACAAAAGUCAACCUUCGGUUCCGACGUCAAGAAGUCAUCCGUAUCAUGUGAUGAUCUGCAUUGACGAUGGCGGCCUUUGCAGCGGAAUUCUUGUUGCACCGGACAAGGUUCUCACCUCGGCCCAAUGUGUCACAGGAGCUUCGACGUUUGAACUGCAUUUGGGAAGACUUUACUUGUACGAUGAUGAACUGAACGAUGCUCUAGAAACUACAACCAGCUCCAGAGCGAUCAUUCACCCUGAUUUCACCCGCACCUUUGAAAAUGCAGUCCAUGACCUUGCCCUCAUUUUGCUGGACGCACCUGUUAGCAAAACGCCUGCCGUUCUGCCCAAAAAGUCCGACAAUUUCCCACUGGACGAAUACAGAAGUGUCUAUGUUGUUGGUUACGGACAGGCUGAUGCCUCGGAAAUAACAGGUAUGCAGAGUAUGCAACCUUUCCUUUCUGAAUCCUACAUGGCUUCGUUGCUUCACAACCAGUGCAAAGGAAUUCUCGGUACAGCCCUAGACACUCCGGACAGGCAUUUCUGCGCCUACGCUCCAGCCAUCAGCAGCUGUUAUGGCGACCCUGGCUCUCCUCUGCUAAUGUCCAACACCCAAGGGCAGUUGGCCCUGGCCGGCAUCGCCAGUUUCGGUUCCAAAGAUUUCUGCGAAACUGGCGCGCCGAUUGUUUUCACCAACGUCCGCACCUACAUUUCUUGGCUCGAGGCGAACGGCAUCCCUAUCGAAGACUAAUUACUGCAGAUUAGAUAAACUCAUCGAUUUAAUCUAUGGAUUAUACAGAACAAAGCAAUCAAAUUAACUCAGAUGAACUUUACUCCAAUGAGUGUCAAAUAAAAUCUUUUAUAAUAAU